This is a messenger RNA of Arxiozyma heterogenica, 699 nucleotides long. RefSeq names its product Plp1p (gene PLP1). Lineage: Eukaryota; Fungi; Ascomycota; Saccharomycetes; Saccharomycetales; Saccharomycetaceae. The record is from RefSeq and is a predicted model, not a curated record. Gene Ontology annotation, cellular component: cytoplasm. Bases 1 to 699 code for a protein of 232 amino acids. The transcript has a single exon.
AUGAAUUAUAAUAAAGUCCAUCAAUUUGAACAGAAUAUUUUGAAAAACCAUCUGGUUCAACAACAAGCUAACAAUGACAACGUGUAUGAUCCAGAUGAUAAGGAUGUAGAUGAACUUCUGGAUAGCCUAGAAGAUGAACUAGAUGAUAAUGAUAUUUAUGUAAAAUAUAGAGAAAAACGAUUACAAGAAAUAUCUGAACAUGUUAAAAAGGUAGAGAAACAAAUCAAGUUUGGUAAUUAUGGUAUAUUGGAUACAAUUGAUAAGGAAUCACAUUUAAUUCAAAUUAGCAGUGAAAUUGAUAAAAUUGUGAUCCAUUUUCAGUUAGAUACAUUUCCAAAAUGUAAAUAUAUGAAUGAUACACUAGCCAUCCUAGCGCAAAGACAUUUAUAUACAAAAUUUGUUAAAAUUAAUGCUACAAAUUGUCCUUUUUUGGUUAAAAGUUUAAAUAUUAAAGUUUUACCAUUUUUAAUUGGUUAUUAUAAAGGCAAAGAAGUUAUAAGAUUAAUAGGUUUCAGUAAGUUAGGAAACAAUCCAGAUGAAUUUCCGAUUGAAAAUCUUGAGCUACAAUUAAGAUCAGCUGGAUUAUUAGAUCCGGUGAUGGGAUCUAAUAUUAUCCAUCUAAAUAACAAAUCUAAUAGGAAUUUUCAAAACAAUAAGUAUGGCUAUGAUGGUGAUAGUGGUAGUGAUUUAGAUAUAUAA